AUGCCUAUCCUUAACAAAGUUUCGUCCAAUACGCCAAAAGGUUUAUUUUUUGAGCGAGUAGAAAGAAAUCUUCACAACAAAUGUGUCAAACGAUAUACAACAUUUACUAAUACUCAAUUUACCGGAUUCGAGACUUUUAAAAAAGUUUUUCAUGUAAUUACAAGACGUUCUAGCUUAGACGUUCCUUUAAAACCAUAUAAAAAUUAUAAUAUUGCAAUCAUUAUUGAGGGAAUUAUAAACGAGUUUAAAUCGCAACAAAAUAGUAUUAUUAUGUUUUAUAACGGUACCGAUAAUGAAAACUUUGGACCAAAUAUGACCCAUUUUCAAAAUGAAGAAUCGUACAGUGUAACAAAAAAAACUGAUAUAUAUAUGUUAGGUGUACUUAUGUGGGAAAUAUCUAAAAACCGUCCCCCUUUUAAGCCUCCCAAAGAAAUAUGCCAACUUUCGGAGUUAACUAUAGACAUGCUAAAUGAUGCCAGGGUAGAGUUUAUAGAAAAAGCUCAAAUGGCUUAUAUUGCUUUAUAUAUUG
Dentiscutata erythropus is the source of this 529-nucleotide messenger RNA. The record is from the annotation of a GenBank genome assembly. NCBI's taxonomy places the organism in Eukaryota, Fungi, Glomeromycota, Glomeromycetes, Diversisporales, Gigasporaceae.